UUGACGUGACACAGUCCAGUGAUACCAGAUAAAAAAUCACCAGGAAUGAAAUGCCAAAUCAAAUGGAUUAAUUAAUCGUCAUGAGAAUGCACAACUGAAUCGACCAACUGAUUUAUUUUUUUUUUAUCAAUCGAUCACUGACGAUCACCAGAUCCGGGGAUGGCAGACCAUGACAACAUGUACGACGAUGAGGAGUUGGUGUCGACAAAUCCGAAUCAAAGAAACUGGCGGGGCAUUCUCAUAGCUCUCCUCGUUAUUAUCGCAGUUCUAGCACUUAUUGUUACUUCAGUGGCCCUGUUGACCCCUCCUGACGAAGGCCCUCGAGUCCGAGGCACUCGUUUGAGGCUCACCGAUGUGUUGUCCGGGGAAUUAUCACCACCUCCAUUCAACGGGACUUGGGUAAGUGGUCGGCACAUAUGCUACCGUGAUCCCUGGGGUGGAAUAUCCCUUCUAGACGCAUCAGAUCCGAACGUCACGUCCCGUAGUCUCAUGUCCAACGAGACCUUUCGCACCCUAAAUCCUGCCUCGUUCACACUCUCGCCGGACCAUCAGUACCUCCUUCUAGCCCAGAACGUUAAAAAAUUAUUCAAGUACUCGUUUCUCGCUCAGUACGUCAUCUACAAUGUCAACACCAGUGAGACCAUAAAAAUUGCACCGAAUCCAGGGAAAUCUCUCCACCCCUAUCUCCUCCACGUGCAAUGGAGCCCUCGAGGGCAUGCCCUCAUGAUGGUCGACGACUACGACAUCUACUUCCACUCAAGACCAUCUUCGUCGAGAGCAUUUCGUAUAACCGAUAAUGCUGUACCUGGUGUUCACUCCAACGGCUUUCCUGACUGGCUCUACGAAGAGGAAAUUUUACGCAGCUCCCAGGCCAUCUGGAUGUCCGAGGACGGUUACUUGAUACUUUACGCAUCAUUUAAUGACUCGCUCGUCGAGCAAAUGCACAUGUCGUGGUUUGGGGAGGAGAGCAAAUCCCUGUACCCGGAGGUCUGGUCCCUCCGUUACCCCAAACCAGGGACUGCCAAUCCUAUUGUUAAACUUAUGAUAGCGGACCUCACGGAUCUCAUGAAUAUCAAAACGAAAGCCGUCAGACCACCGCCUGUAAUCGAAAAUACAGAGCACUAUUUUACGACCGCCUCCUGGAUAUCGUUGACGGAAGUCUCCAUCACUUGGCUGACACGCUCCCAGAAUCUUUCCGUGAUAACUGUAUGCAAAAGUCCUCUCUGGCACUGUCAAGAGAUUCAACGAGUGAGCGAGUCUCACGGUUGGGUUGACACACCACCGGAAUCUCCUUUAUUCUCAUCAAACAGCAGCAGUUACAUUACGAUAGCUCCAGUGCGCGAUGGACCCGCUGGAUUCUUCAAACACAUCGUCUGGGUGAAUGUAUUGAAGAAACAGGUGGUGCCACUCACCCACGGCCGCUGGGAAGUCGCAAAAAUACUCGCCUGGGAUCAGACUAACAACACCAUUUACUUCAUCGGUAUUCCCCCCUCGAAACCGGGCCAGCGUCACCUGUACCGGGUGAGCUCAAUUCUUCCAGAAGUUGGUUCAGCCCUGCAUCCAGCGUUCUGCAUCACAUGUGCAGCUCCAGUGAGUCCUGAUAAUGAGACAGACCCUGAGCCCGAGGAAAAUAGUCAGUCACCCGUGCACUCGACCCUGAAGGAAACAGGGGACUGGCAUUCCCAACUGGAGGCCCAGGAGGAUGCAGUCCAGGAGGAAGAGCCACCCCAAUCCACCCUGGAGCGCAGAAAACCAGAUAAAUCGAGGAAAGAGUCACGGAUUCUCGAGACGUGCCAGUACUACAGCGCCAUUUUCUCUCCUGGAUUUGAUUAUUUCGUUCUGGAGUGCCUGGGGCCUGGGAUUCCCACAGUUUCCCUUUACAAAACUGGAAAACCCCAGCCGCAUUUCAUCAGUAUUCUACAGAACAAUACAGCCCUACGAGAGAGAAUUUCAAAAAUCGCCCUACCGCAGAUAAAAACAUUUCCGGUGCACAUUAGCGGUGGUUACAAUGCUCAAGUGAGACUGUAUUUGCCACCGGGACUGCGAGAGGAUGAGAUCACGAAGUAUCCGAUGGUAGUCCAAGUAUAUGGAGGACCAGGAACGCAAUUGGUAACGGACAUGUUCAAAAUCGACUGGAACACGUACCUUGCGAGCCGGAAGAACGUGAUUGUCGCGCAAAUCGAUGGACGGGGAAGCGGAGGUCAGGGAUACAAAUUGCUUCAUGAGGUUUAUUACAGAUUGGGAACUGUAGAAGUGGCUGAUCAGCUCGAAGUAACAGAAUAUCUGAGAGAUUCACUCCAUUUCGUGGAUAAGAGACGAGUCGCUGUGUGGGGAUGGAGCUACGGUGGAUUUGUCGCUGCUCUGGCAUUGGCUGAGCCUGAGCAGGACGUGUUUCAGUGUGGAAUCAGUGUUGCACCUAUUGUCUCCUGGAAACUCUAUGAUUCUGCGUAUGCAGAGAGGUACAUGGGCCUGCCCAAUGUCACCUCAAACUACAAAGGAUACCUCGAGUCCGAUGUUUACAGUAAAAUCGAGUACUUGAGACACAAGAUGUUUUAUCUUGUUCAGGGAACAGCUGAUAAUAACGUGCAAUUCCAGCAGUCGAUGGCACUGGCACGUCAUCUCACUAAAAAAGGAAUUCUCUUCAGACAACAGGUGUAUCCGGACGUCAGUCACAGUCUUGCCGGUGUCACUGGCCAUUUGUAUCUCUCAAUGGCACAAUUUCUUGACGAUUGUUUCACGAAACAAGUACCUGUUGAUUCAAAGGUCGGGCUGAGCAGCGGUGGCGCUGAAAUCUAGACAGUCGAACCUAUUUUAUUUAAA
Molecule: messenger RNA, 2820 nt
Organism: Fopius arisanus
Lineage: Eukaryota; Metazoa; Arthropoda; Insecta; Hymenoptera; Braconidae
Gene: Dpp10
Product: Dipeptidyl peptidase 10
Exons: 13
Coding region: 160-2796 (878 amino acids)
Biological process (GO): proteolysis
Cellular component (GO): plasma membrane
Molecular function (GO): serine-type peptidase activity; dipeptidyl-peptidase activity
Source: RefSeq, a predicted model, not a curated record